Messenger RNA from Larimichthys crocea (large yellow croaker), 4131 nucleotides. It is a transcript of the gene gria1a, whose product is annotated as glutamate receptor, ionotropic, AMPA 1a. Gene Ontology annotation, cellular component: membrane. Gene Ontology annotation, molecular function: ligand-gated monoatomic ion channel activity. The record is from RefSeq and is a predicted model, not a curated record. Lineage: Eukaryota; Metazoa; Chordata; Actinopteri; Sciaenidae.
UUGGGAAUAUUUGUCAUUUGUCGAUGUCAUUUCCUCGAUGAGCGUUCUGCUUCGUUCCACCUUGUUGCUGUGGCGCCUCUUUGCAGAUAUUUCUUUAAAUAACUGAUUUUUUUUCUUCCUGCAAACAAACAACAAGUGAAAUCAUAUCGCUGCACUGUAGGGGGGAGACACACAGUUUUGAGAGACAGAGAAAGAGAGAGAGAGAGAGAGAGAGAGAGAAAAUUUCAAUUGACAUUGAGACUCAACAGCUUUUCAAGACGGGCAUAUUUUUUGCAGUGCGGCUAAUGCUGAAGUCAUUCUCCGUCUCAUACAACAGCAGCCAAGGACACGGGAGCAUCAGCAGAGAAAGGGAAAAGACGAGAGAGAGAAAGGUGCCUCCUCUCGCCAUUGCGAUAAUUGUCUCGGUGUUGUAUCGGUGUUGGCGUAAAUGCUGCUCUAACAGGAGGCGAUAGGAGUGGAGGAGAAGCGGGGGAUUUAACUUCACACACACACACACGGACAAACCUAUGCUUGGAUUUCGGCUCUUUUUCCCUUCGCCAAUGCAAAAGGAAAUAUGCAGCGAAGCUUCACCAUCCUCUACACCAGUUUACUGGGGGUGUGCUUGGGUUCAAGCUCAAGUUUUCCAAGUAACAUCAAUAUAGGAGGAUUGUUCCCAACCGAAUCGCACGAAUAUGAGGUUUUUCGUUUCGCCCUCUCUCAUCACCAGGACAUCCCCAAACUGGUGCCGCAGGUGGAUAUGGUCAAAAUGGGGAAUAGCUUCUCCAUGACAUAUGCCUUUUGCUCCCAAUUCUCCAAGGGUGUGUAUGCCAUCAUUGGUCUGUAUGACAGGAAGACGGUCAACAUGCUCAUGUCUUUCUGCGGAGCGCUGCAUGUCUGCUUCGUCACCCCGUCCUUCCCCAUCGAGACGGCCAAUCAGUUUGUCAUCCAGCUGAGGCCUGAGCUCCAGGACGCUCUGGUGGGAGUGAUUGACCACUACGGAUGGACCAAGUUUGUCUACAUGUACAGUUCUGACUCAGGCCUGUCAGUGCUGCAGAAGGUUCUGGACACAGCAGCAGAGAGGAACUGGCUGGUGACCUCGGUCAAUGUGGAGACCAUGACGGAGGCAUCCUUCUUGAAAGUGUUCCAGGAUUUGGACAAGAGGAAGGAGGGCCAGAUUAUCAUCGACUGUGAGACCGAGAGACUCACCGGCAUCCUUAAAAAGAUUGUUGAGCAGGGCAAGAAUGCAAAGAGCUACCACUACAUCCUGGCUAACCUGGGCUUCCUGGACAUCGACCUGACAGACCUGAGGAAAGGAGGCGCGAACAUCACCGGCUUCCAGCUCGUCAAUAACUCUGAGCCCAGCGUCAGCCGUGUCGUCCAGCAGUGGAUGGAGUUUGACAACAAAGACUCCAAAAUGCCCAAGAGUGGACUCAAAUACACAGGCGCACUCACAUAUGACGGGGUGAAAGUCAUGUCCACGGCCUUCCAGAACUUAAGGAGACAGAGGAUAGACAUAUCUCGCAGGGGCAACGCUGGAGAGUGUCUUGCCAACCCACCAGCUCCCUGGGGACAGGGCAUAGACAUCCAGAGAGCCUUGCAGCAGGUCCGUAUAGACGGACUGACUGGUCACAUUCAGUUCAACGAGAAAGGCCGCAGAACCAACUACACUGUUAGCGUCAUGGAACUGGCCCCCUCUGGACCCAAGAAGGUUGGCUACUGGAAUGAAGAUGAAAAGUAUGUGACUACCGCCAGCUUCAUGAGAGGCAGCAACGACACUUACGGCCUGCAGAACAGAACUUACAUAGUCACCACUAUCUUGGAGUCCCCGUACGUGAUGCUGAAGAAGAACCAUGACCAGCUUGUGGGAAAUGAUAAGUAUGAAGGCUACAUUGUCGAGCUGGCUGCGGAGAUCGCCAAGCACGUGGGCUACCAGUACAAACUGAAGAUUGUUUCAGACGGCAAAUAUGGAGCCAGAGAUCCUGAAACCAAGAUGUGGAACGGCAUGGUGGGAGAACUGGUGUACGGGAAAGCAGACGUGGCUGUGGCUCCUCUGACCAUCACCCUGGUUCGUGAAGAAGUCAUCGACUUCUCCAAACCCUUCAUGUCCCUGGGUAUCUCCAUUAUGAUCAAGAAACCUACCAAAUCCAAACCCGGCGUGUUUUCAUUCCUGGACCCGCUGGCUUACGAGAUCUGGAUGUGCAUUGUGUUUGCCUACAUCGGCGUCAGCGUCGUCCUGUUCCUUGUCAGUCGAUUCAGCCCAUACGAGUGGCACGCCGAGGACUACGAGGAGGGAGGUGAGCCGCAGAGUCCCACCCAAGCAACAGCCUCCAAUGGCGUGCAGCAGGGCCAGACAGCAGCGCAGCAGAACACCAACCAGCAGAGUCCUGAGCAGACCAAUGAGUUUGGCAUCUUCAACUCCCUUUGGUUCUCACUGGGGGCCUUCAUGCAGCAGGGCUGUGAUAUUUCACCACGCUCUCUGUCUGGUCGCAUUGUCGGAGGCGUCUGGUGGUUCUUCACCCUCAUCAUCAUCUCGUCCUACACUGCCAACUUGGCUGCCUUUCUGACAGUGGAGAGGAUGGUGUCUCCUAUAGAGAGUGCCGAGGAUUUGGCCAAGCAGACAGAGAUCGCCUAUGGAACGCUGGAUGCUGGCUCCACCAAAGAAUUCUUCCGGAGGUCAAAGAUCGCUGUGUUUGAGAAGAUGUGGUCCUACAUGAAGGCGGCUGACCCAUCCGUGUUUGUCAAGACGACAGACGAGGGCGUAAUGAGAGUCAGGAAGUCCAAGGGCAAGUAUGCCUACCUGCUGGAGUCCACGAUGAACGAGUACAUAGAGCAGAGGAAACCGUGCGAUACCAUGAAGGUGGGAGGAAACCUGGACUCUAAAGGUUAUGGCAUCGCCACACCGAAGGGCUCCCCUCUCAGAAACCCUGUAAACCUGGCAGUGUUAAAACUGAACGAGCAGGGCCUCUUGGACAAAUUGAAAAACAAGUGGUGGUACGACAAGGGAGAGUGCGGCAGCGGGGGCGGGGACUCCAAGGACAAGACGAGCGCUCUGAGCCUCAGCAAUGUGGCGGGAGUCUUCUACAUCCUGAUCGGCGGCCUGGGCCUGGCCAUGCUGGUGGCACUGGUGGAGUUCUGCUACAAGUCCAGGACCGAGUCGCGCCGAAUGAAGCAAUCCAUCAACGACGCCAUGCGCUGCUCCACCCUGACCAGGAUGAGUGGCAACGGAGCGGCGGAGAGAACGGACGAAUCCUCACCCACGAUCCCCAAGACCGUCCAGACGCUGCCCUGCAUGAGCCACACCGCCAGCAUGGGACUGGGUGCGUCCGGCUGUGAUCAUCACGUGACCGUGCUGGCAACGAGGAAUAGGCAGGGUGGGGCAGAAGAAGAGCACAAGACUUUAAUGACCUCAAAAAUCAUGGCCGUCUGGUUUGACCCAUCUAUUCUCCUGGCUGUCAACGCGCCCGACUUGAACUUUACUGCCAAAAUGCACUCUCGAAAAAAAAAAACGCUCCUUACAAACUACGAACAGAGACUCGCGACAUUUUUGUUUUUGUUUUUUAAAUAAAUGGAUGUUUGGAAAAAGAGAUAUCAAAAAAAAGAAGAAGAAGAAGAGAAAUGUGCUGCAAUAAAGAAGCCGUCAACGGGGCGUGUUUUUGAAUUUUUUACAGUGUUCAUUUCUGUGGGGGGAAAAAAGAAAAAAGAAAAAAAGAACUUAAUUCUUCAGUGUGACGCCUGCGCUGUGCCAUUUCGAUGGAGCUGUUGACGUUAGUCUGCGUGUGCAAUAUCUUCACCUCCACUGCUGACCUUGUACUACCUAGAUGCUUUCUGAUGGCCGACAGAACGUGUCUUUGCACAGACGUGGCAGAGGAGGACGGACACUUGUAAACCGCUGCGAUGAUUUUGAUAUUGUUUUGGGACAUUCCCGCUCUCUUUCACUCUCUCUCUCACAUUUGACACGCCAUUUUGGAAAGACAAAGUGCUCUGUGUAGCAUAGUUUUUAUGAUAUAGUAUAUGGGUUUACACUGUUGUUAAUAGCGCAAAGAGCUUUGUCGAAAGUAGUUUUGAUUUGAUUUACGCCCGGCUGAGGAUUAACGCCGUUUGACCUGGCUACAACAAACAUGCAUUGCUGCUACACCUCAUUUAACACGUCAU